AUGCGGAGUAAAUUUUGAAUCGCGUAUCGAACGUAUGGCUGUGUAAGCAAUGUGUUUAAAUCGUCGGAGAUCUGAGGCGUGGCGGUCCUAUGUUUAAUUGAUCAUAUUAUUAUUUUUAAAAAAGAAAAAUUCUCGAAGGGGUGGUGCACCAUGUACUCAUGUUUUUCAUAAUGAUUAAUUUUUAAUUAUUCUUUUUUUUUUUUUUUUUCUCUCUCGAAAUUCAACAGCAAUAAAUUAGAUAGUGCGCUGUAGUUCGUAUUAGUAAUAUUUAAAAAAAAAAAAAAGCAGGACUGACGAAUUAUUUAGGACGAAUUAUUUAGAGGCGCUACCAAUUUUGAAAAAAAAAAAAAAAAUAUUAGAAGAGUCUCUCUAAAUUUGUGCACGCUCAUAUUCCCGCUCAAAGCGGGUUGAAAGUAAACGAAAUACCAAAUCGAACCUCGUUCGUAUCAUGAUAUGGUUUAUACUUAUACUUUUGCAUAGCCAUACGUAAUGUUAUUAAAAAAAAAAAAAAAAGCUUUUCAUGUUCUCCUUGUUUUUUUUUUUUUUUAUAUAUAUAUAUAUAUUUUCUUUUUUUUUCUUUUUGCAUCGAACGUUAUCUUGUAAAUCUUUCGACAAGUAAGAGAGCUGUGAUUUUGAAUUUCAUUUUGAAGAUCGUUUUACUUUUCGAUUUACGUACAAAAUGAAACUCCGAGAAACAAGGAUCGUUUCUUUUAGCGUUAUUUCGAAGGAACGAUGAAAAAUUAUCAUAAAUUGCACCACGUUCAAUCCGAAUUACGUGUCCUAUUGUAAUCAGCACUCUUCUUUGUAUUAUAUUUUUAGCUAUUAUCCAUAAUAUAUUCAGCGUUAUAACAUCGUGGUAACAAUAAUAUUAACUAUCGACGUAGAAUAUAAAUAUAUAUAUAAAUACAUAUAUAUAUAUAUAUAUAUAUUUUUUGUAUUUUACUUCUACCUUGGCUGCAUUGGACUGUAUCAUAUUGAUUGUAUGUGGCAUGCUAAGGGCGUGUACAAAUACGAAAUAAAGAUCAAAUAAAUUACGAUCGUCGCUACUCUGUACGUUCCUUAUAUCGUAUAUCUUUAUCGAACGAAACAACGAACGAAAUAUUAUAAUUACGAUUAUAUAUUCUUAUGUAUAAAUAUAAAGAUUAGGAUAUUAUUUUUAUCGCUGAUCCAAACAACGUACUAUGCGUGGAUGCUUAAUGUAUGCAAUAUUGAAUUGUAAAUUCUUGGAACAAGGUUGGACGCGCCUUUUAAUUCUUUCUUCUCUUUUCUUUUUUUUGCGUUUCCAAGAUUGCUUUUUCCCAGGAAGGAAAUGGGAUGUUUCUCGCGUACAACGAGUCACGAGUAUAGGAACCAUCAUUUGAAGACUUAUAUACGCAUACUUCGUAACGCAACGAAGACGUAAUUGAAACGUUACGAAAGAAUACACUUGAAAACCCACGUACGGUCCCACAUUGCAUCUCUCUACUACAUACCAAUCGACAAAAAUCUUGCAUCAAUCUUGUGGAUCUUCCAACUAUGCAUUCCAACCAACUUCAUUGACUUCGUUUUCUGAUUGUUAAUUGAAAUUACCUCGACCCGAAUAUUCCUCGGAAUAUUCAUAUACAUAAUAUAUAUUCAAGAUACGAAGCAUCGUUUCAAGACACGAAACCAUAUAGGAUGCGAGGAUUUAGAAUUAUAAGUGAGAAGAAACUGCUUGCAACGAAAGAAUUGGAAAAUCGUCGUUAAAUGAUAGAAAUAUCUUUCUAUUCGGAUCUAAUAACCACGACGAAACAUUCGAGAUGUUUAAUCGUUACCCUCUCCCCUCUCUCCUCGAUCGGUAAGAGAUAUCAGAUACAAGGGGGACGAAUAAUAAAUUCACGUCUCCUCGAUUUGAACGCGGCUCACGAGCCUUCUUUAUCACGCACACCCGGUCGAUAAAAGUCAGUCCAUGAAAAAGUGGUCGGUCGUGAUUGCCGUGAACGCGAGCGAGCGAGUGCAGCGGUGAAAAGCGCAGGUCCAUCGGUUGGCGGGCUAGGCGUGAGAGGCGAGGGGGUGAGGGGGCUCGAGAGCAUAGGGAUUUCCUCGGCGCAUUUCGUUGCAGUAGUCGACAGCAUCCCGCGGGUGGUCGCGAUCGAACAAUCAAGGGCGGGAGAGCUGUCGAGCAGAGGGUUCGAAGGGGGAACCCUUGCCUCUUUCCCUCUCGCUUUCUCUCUCUCUCUCUCUCUCUAUCUCUCUCUCUCUCUCCCCCUCCCCUCUUGUCCUCCGUCCAUCACCGAUUCGAAAAUAGUGGUAAGGUGCUUCUGCGAAAGAGGAACGCGCGUCCGACACGUGAUCGCGUGCACGCCAGUGCUUUCGUCCAAUUUUUCCUUUCCCCUCCUCCUCUCGAUAACAAACGAAACACCGGUGAAUUUUGUUGUUCGUCGUGUAGUAGUAGUAGAAAGGGGGCGAGCUACGCCCCGGAUCGACCGGGGAUAAUUCGAGGGAAAGAAUCGACGAAGAGGCCUUGGGGAGACGCGGAGCCCUCGAGGACAGGGGAUCCUGGCACGCCUCCAACCGAGUCUCUCCUCAUCGACGACGCCGAUCCAACGGCGACGACGUUCGAUGUCGGCGGCACAGCAGACCGCGAAGUGUGUCGUUGCUAUUUUCAGGUAGUACGUAUCCGCACACCGGGCCACGCAAAUCUUGAAGUAGAAAAGAUAGCUUUGCAAAGCUUGUUGCAAAAAACGGCCUUCCCUCUCUCCGGCUGUCGGUAAUAAUGCCGCUAGUGGCUAGGUAGUUGUUUCGAGCACGCGCGAAUCACACUCUCAGACACGCACCUCUUCCUUCUUACCUCACCGCGGCCAGACGGACGAUUGAUUAACUUUUCAGUGGAGGUAACCGCGCGCCUCUACGCUUCCGCCGCGCACGUGCUCGCCACGGGAUGGAUAGCCGCGAUGGGAGUUCCCGUAAUCGGAAAUACCGCCACGAUACGCGUCUAGGAAUCAUCAGGUUCCGAUUUACGCCUCGAUCGAGUGCAAUGGGCGUGGAUAAUCCGUUUCGUAGAUAAUCCGUGGUGGUGUAUUAUCGGUCGAUGAUGAAAUAUCGUCGUCGAGUAAUUGCUCGUAUUGUUGCACGGAAAGAAGAAAUUUGACGGUUAAACAAUUUGAGCAAUUUUUCAAGCUUCUCGAAGUAUCCUCUCUCGAAGAAGUAGGAUAAAACAGGGAAAGGUAGUCUGGUGUUGAUUAAAAAUUCGUUAAAAUCGUCGUCAUUCUAUAACCAAGUUGGUUAGAAUUUAACUGAAAUGAGGAAGAGGAGAAGUUAAAAAAGGUGGAAAUUCACGAUCGAACGAUGUUUAGAUCUGGUCUGUCGAGCACCAGUUUCGGUAAAGCAUGACGGUACACAGUCGCGUAUAUAGGUAUUUACGCUUUAAUUACUUAUUUUUUUUUUUUCGCGCUGCUCCAAAAAGCCAACGAUGUGUGAUACGUGGCUUUUGUGUGUUGCAUACGAGGCAUCUGUGUGCGCGCGUAAAGCGCAACGAUCGCGUACGUCAAAGCCGGCAGUGAAUCUCCGCGAGCCGCAGAGCGCGGACGUAAUACCGCGGCGAAGCCGCGCCAAUCCUCCUCGCCAAUAGUGCGCGAAAACGGCGGCUCUUCAACCUUCUUCUUUACCUUUUCCCCGCGUCUACGUGUCGCGCGUUCGACCGCAAACCUGAUCGAUUCGUUACCGUUCUUCGAGAAAUGCUAAUGGAAUUUCAAGCGACCUACCUCGCUGGCCCUGUCGUCUAAAUUUUAAUCCGUAGAAUAUUUUUUAAUAUUAAUAUAUGUUUACACGUGUAUUUUCGUUGUCGUCGCAUUGCAAGUGUGUCGUUCGCUGUUAUCAAAUCGAAUCGUUCAAGCGUUGCACUACUACGGUGCACCUUCCACGCGUUUUAUUUUUAUCAAGAUCGAUACAAUAAUUUGCCCGAUCGAAGCGUGAACAGCGGUUGAGCGAACAGUUUAACAGGAACUGUAAUCGAAUGUGAAAUUGGGAUCGCCGGUUUUUCGAGCAAGAGACACGACGCGGGUGAAACCACACAAACGAGCACAGAAACUGUAGAAACGCGCGGCGAAAAAGAGAACAGGAGGUUCGUAAAUGUGAGAGAACAGGUUCUCUUCGAAUAUUGCGAAGAGUGCAAAUAAAGAAGAUACUUUACUUCUUUUUUAUAUACAUAAAUAUAUAUAUCGUCGCUUUAAAUUUUUUAUACCAGAAUCGUAUAUAUAUUUGUACACCCUUUUUCCGAAUAUAUAUAUUUAUUCUGUGAGAAAAUUUUUACCGAGACUCAAGUGCGGGCCGAUGUGCGGCGGACGAACGAAUCGAGUGGAAAAAAAAAAAAUGAAGAUGGAUAAAUCUCCGGGCGGCGAAGAUUCUGUGAAGCGAGAAAUCGAAAGCGAGGGAAACGAGCGGAUCGGGACGAUCCGAUUGUAAUUAUCUUUGCCGAUAUCGGGGCAAACGUGUUCGAUACGGAUUGAAUGAAUGAACGUGGAAUUCCAGUACGGAUAAGAGAAGAGUUGGACGCACGUGGUUCGUGAAUCCGGCGAAGAUUUGUGAUGGAAUGACCGCGCGUGCCAAAUGCCUCGAUAGAAUCAACCGUUAUGACGUGAUACGAUAGCAGAGUGAGAGAACUUUAGGAGUAGAAGUAGCUCAAGAUUCCACUACGACUAUUUUAAGAACGGGCGAAUGGGCAUAGUUUCCGAGAGAAAAGUAGAAACGGACCGGCGAGAUCGUCCGAGACACGUCCGAUAACAAGUGUUGUAGUCGAUAACGAAGAGUGGAAGAAGAAGGAAGGAUCUCAACGUGACAGAGUUUUAAAUUCUUUUUCUUACUCUCUUACUUUCGCGACAAGUGAAUAUACUCGAUCGUGAAAUAUUAUAUAUAUAUAUAUAUAUAUAGAAACACGCGAAGAAAGGAAGAAUGGAGGGAAGACCGAAAAUCGAGAUCGUCCGCGUACCUUCGAACGAGCGCGGUAACUUCCGGUCCCUAGACGGUGUCCGUAAUAAUUACGGCCACAUUCGUGUGGGCACGUACUAUCCGGAACCGGAAGUCAAAGUGGUAGUUUGUGACAGCAAACCGCCUAUCGAGCAAUCUCGGAAAUUCAAAAAGCAUUUGGGACCAGUUUCAAAAUUGCUUAGACGUCGUCAUCACGCGACAUAUCUUGCGACAAAAUCCUGUGAUAAUAUUUAUAGCGUGAAUAGAAGCACUAGCUCCUUAGACUGGAGGGUUAAUCAAACGACGAACGAGAAAGGCCUUCAAUCUCGUCAAAGCAAUAGCCUAGAUUGGCGGGUAGGAAGAUCAAUUAACAAAUUGCAUUGGAGGGACACUACUCGUAGCGCGGAACAGCUUUCAAGAAGUGGAGCAAUCAGUUCUGAUCACCUUCAAACACCCAGUACAAAAUCGAAACUCAUUUCGCUACUUCGACGGCUCUCCCCUCGACUUUCUCGACCAGGAAGCAAAAAUUCCUUGCAAGCAUCGCCGACCAUUUGUCCUUGGGUGCAGGUAGAAUACUCCUCGGAAUCGAUUAACGACGGGUUACGCGAGGAUUCGCAGGAAAACGACGUGAGCUUCCAGAGAGAAUUGCAACUCAAUGAAUUGAGGAAACGCAUGGCUGGAAUCGCUACCACUUCUCAGGUUACCACAAAAAUCGUUAAGGAUGGGAAGGAACAGCAAAGUUGUACACAGAUCAGGAUACAAGUGCAAGAACCGGAAAACGAUUAUACUAACGCCUCAAACUCGGGGAAAAAACUCAACAGUGUGCACGAGGACCGCGGGGACGAGGAUCGUCGACGGGCCAGCGGUCAAACACGUGGUGGCGGCGAGGUAGCGGGCCUGGAGGACGUCGGCGACUGCUGCGCCGCGACGCUGACGCCGUCGGUCCCAGGCGCCGCCGGCAUCAGAUCGAACCGCCGCACAAGGCCCCUCUCCCUUGCUGUGCAACCACUUAAUUAUCGCCGCCUCGAUCCGGAUCCGAAAAUCGCCGUCAACAUCGUAACCAGCCACCAUCCCAACAUGACUAGCCAGGAGAGCAUCGGCAGCUGCAGUCUGGACGUCGAUCAAUCCGCGUCCGACCGAUCAGAGAAUACCAUAGAUACUAUAUCGAAGAAGACGUUGCACAGUCUGAAUUUAUCUUGCAACGGUGACUCGGUUUCUUCGUCGGAUAAUCUGGCAAACGGUAGCAGUGAGACGCUGCAGAAGUCGCAUUUAACGCCAGAUGAGAAAUUGAACGUCAGCAAUGGUCAUCGAAGCAGUCCGGAACCAGAGCAGCUGACAGUGAAGAAACCUAGUUACUUGGGCCUGGCGUGUAGCAUCAGCGGUUAUUCCGGGAUCAAUAGAUACGAUAGCAAACUCAGGGAAGGAUUUCGAUCGAGGGACAGUAGCCCUGGGACCAGGUUGAUCACUCGAGACACUAGCCCAGCAAGUUUCAGAUCGAACGAAUAUCUGAACGUACCGGCGCAUCCUCAUCCACCUAAGAGCCAAUCAAUUUCCCCUCUAGCUAUGGACAGACAAAACGGUUUCUCGAACGGUUUGAAGGAAGAGUGUAAAGUGGAGGCUUACAGGGAAUCGAGAAACUCGAUAGGUAUAUAUCAGGGUUACUCGGAAGUCGACAAAGGCGUCUUGACGACAUUCCCUGAAAUUAGCCCGGUCAUAUCUUCCACACCUACGAAACGCAGCCCUGGAGUUUCGCAGAUGAUGUCUUGUAGCCAACAGAACAAACAUUUCUCGGUAACUUCCCCGAAGCGAGAUGCCGCCAGUCUUGCGAGCGUCUCGCUUAACGAAACGAACGUAUUGAACGGGUCGACGGAGGAAGUAGGUAGUCAGAUGAUGAGCAACACUCCGAGCAGCGAGAAAUCUUUCAUCCAACAGCGAGUGGAACGGCUCUACGGGCCCGGGGCUCUCGCCCAGGGUUUCUUCUUCAAACGCAGCACUACCAGGCUGAACACUAGCGAUACCGUUUCCAACAAGUCUAGUAACAACAACGACGUUUCGAUAGAGAACGCAAAUACGGAGGAAUCGUUGAAGAAUUUGCCCGUGUUGAGACACCUGAGACCAGAGUUUCGAGCUCAACUUCCCGUGGUCAGCCCUAGAAGACCUACGGACGGCUCGGAACAAAUUCUCAAACCUCUGCAAAGGGUGUCGCCGGUGUCUCGAAAGGUCGAGCAGAAACCAAAAAUACCAGCUGCUACGAAUUUAGAUGGGAAUUUAAGCGAUAGUAACGCGCAGGAAUUAAGUUCUAGCGUGACUAGCAUCCCGGAUCAACAGCCAGCUGCGCCAAAAGUAGUCUUACCUGUCUUAGAAUCGAGCGCCAGCUCGACAAAUGUGGCGAAACAGGUUCAGGAGGCGGAGAAAACGGUCGAAGAGAAAAAUGGACAUUACUUUAUGAAGUUGCUGAAACAGGAGACGGACAGACUGCUCUCUUUAGCCGCGUUAGCGGAAGCGGAAUUGUCCAGUAGUGGCGAUAGCGUCCCACUUCCGGAAGAGGCAGCCGGAAAAUUGCGCUCAGCCGCUGGCAAAGCUAGACUACUCGCUUCCCAAAAGAUGCAACAAUUCGAGGGAUUGUGCCAGAAAAAUAUCAACCAGGUACCUGGCGAGGAAUUCCCAACGACGAACGAAGAUCUGGCUGGUUUCUGGGACAUGGUGAUGUUACAAGUGGUCCAAGUAAACGAACUAUUCGAUCAGAUAGAAAAAUUGCGCAGUUCUCAGUGGCAAGAGACCGUGCCGGAGAAAAAGACGAUUACUUCAAUUCCGCAGAAUGGUAGCACCGCAAAACGUCGCGUCCCACCAAUUCACAAAUCAAAAUCGACGGCCAACAGCGAGGCGAAUAAAAAAGCAAGGGAGGCGAGAGAACAAGCUCGAAGGCAAUUGAUCGAGGAGAAAAGACGAGCGAUGCGCUCGAAUGCGAAAAAUUCCGAGAAUACCGUAAAGAUCUUCGCCCCCGAUACGUAACGAAAAAAAAAAAAAAAAAAAAAAAAUAAUAACAAUAAUGGCGGCGGAUCUGUUGAGUAAUUUUUAGCAGCGUUUUUUUGGUGACGCUUACGCCUCGAGCCAAAUCAAAUUGCGGUAUUUUUUAUGCAUUUUCUUGAACAACUCCGAAUCUCGUCGAGCUGUCUGGCGAACAAUUGAUCGAAGCUUUUUCAUUGGCGAUUAAAUACGAUGCUCAUUGGUUCGCGUUCGAGCCCGACAAGCCUAUGUUAUUAAUAGUUUGAUGACAAUUAAACGCCCAGACUGCUCGAUAUGUGGAGUUGAUUAUAAACAAUUACCGAUAUGCUUCGAUUACAAUCAAACUCGCUUUAUAUCGUUAAAUAGGGUUGAGCGUUGUGGGGCACCACACGAGCAAUAAAAGGCCGAUUCAUGGUAUAUAAUUGAUAGAUGAUUAGGACGAUCGAUUUUUUUUUUAGAGAUUGAUUUUUAUAUAAAAUACGAAAAAGAACUGGAUCCAGAUUAAUACGAAAUGAAGUUUUUAAUGAUUUUAUUAAUGAUAUUUUAUUAAUGAUGUUUUUCGUCUCACGCUCUGUCUCACACACACGUUCGUUUCACUUCGAUUUUACACGCUGUGAUGUUUCGUGCUAAUCUUGUUACGUUUUAUAUCAAUUUACGCUCUCGUUCGAUUUAUAUAAUACGAUAUUUAACGUUCAAUCUACGAACGGAAUAGCACAGUAAUUUUGAGAGCAUUCUCGGCUCUUUGUUUCACGUUUCUUUUUUGUAAGAUAAUUAUGUCGAGAAGAAAUCGAUGGGGAAGAAGAAGUUAUUCGAUGAGAAAAUAAAACAAUCCGGAUGAUAAACGAAUGGUAAAAGAUAUUUUGAUUUUUCGUAUUAGAAACAAUAAAGAGACUGCUCCUUGUCUACAGGAAUUUUUAUAUAUAUAUAUAUAUAAAAAAAAAAAAAAAAAAAAAAAAAAAGCUGAAAGAGAAAAAAAUUAUUCGAGCCGGAUUGUCAGAUCAUGUUUCCAUAAUUGCGUUUCUUCAGCGAUCACGGGUAACUUAUAUUUAUAUAUAAAUUACAUGUGGAAAGAAACGAUAAAUGAUCGCUAAUGAAUUUAAACUUAAAGAUCAAGAGGAUGAAAAAGUUUAUAAUUUAUCCUGAACUUGUCCUGUUAGUCACAAAUUAGCAAUUUAAUAAUAAUAAUAAUAAACUUGGUUCAAGAAUUUAAAGACAAAUACUUGAAACAUAUUGGUUGAACCUUGAACCAGAUAUAUAAUUCUUAUCGCAUAGUUAAUGUACAUAAUAUUAACGAUCGUUUACAAGCAAACUGCAUUUGCCUAAUGAAUUCUGUUUGCAAAACGUCGAUGAACGAUCGAAAUCGAGAAAGGAUAUCGUGAAGCUGAAAAUUAAAAUCAAGAAAGAUUCCUAUUAUUUUUAUUAUAUGUAUCAUCGUUUUUUUUUUUUUUUUUUUUUUUUCUUUUUUUUAACGUCUCUAAUUAAUAUUACUAUUUUUUUAAACUUAAUCGUUAUUUUGAUCGCGUUGAUUAACACCUCUCGCGAGGAAAUCUCCCUUCACCCUCCACCCUUCCAAAAAAAAGGAAAAAAAUGAAAUAUCAUAAUCGUUGAAUUAAUUUUGCAAAAUGCAUAAUAGAAUAGGAAGGUAAAGUGUGUUAAGAGUCCUAGCGCAAAAAUCACACGUUUGUCUUAAACUGACAUUCCCGUAGAGAACGGUCUUCAGAUAGUUUAAUUCCCACGUUAAUUUUAAGAUGUAUCUGAUAGAUAAGCUGGCGUUAGCAGGUGUAAGUAGAGCUCGUCCAACCAAAUAACACGCGCUACCUAAUUAAAUACUCGGUAAUAUGAUGGUGAGUGUGUCGCGAUAUUUUCACGAUGGUAUCGAUUUUAAAAUACGCUGAUGAAUUUUAUCAUUAAUUGCUCCGUGCUCGUUGAAGGGAAAGGCAGAACGAAAAAAUGAAAUAAACGAAAAAAAAAAAAGAAGAAGAAGAAGAACAUUUUCCGAAGCGUCGCUCCGCACGCGAAUACACGCAGGAACGACGUAUCAAGCCGCGUUAUUUAUUGACUGUUAAUUCCCUUGGUGCCUUGAUUAUUUAUAUACGUGUGUACAUAAAAUCGACUGACAGCCGACGAUUCUCUCGUCGAUAUUUACGUUCGAUCGCUUUCGAUCGGAAGGAAACAACAAACGAGUCGAUAAAUGAGAAUGAAAUGAAGACACGUUUGAGAGCUUCUUUCUUCGAUCAAUUCGAUCGAUUGAUUAAUUUCAUCCGCGCACUCUCGAUCGAGGAGGCAAGGAAUCGAGGUUAUUCACUUUUGUUCUCAUUUAUCCGUUUCGCCUAAAAGAGGAAAGAUAAUUUUUGACAACGAUCUAUUUUAGAUUUUUCGAAUUAGCGAGUUUAUCCAAAAAUUUUUUUUUUUUUUUUUCUUUCUUUUAAUAUUUCAUCGAUUAUUUUUUAACCGCAACAACAAUACCGUAUACCGCGAACGACUGUAUGCGAUGCAUGAGAGAUUAUUAUGUGUGGCUGGAGAAAAAAACGAGCGAUUGCAGGCAAAUUUAAUUAAUCGUGUAAUUUACAGAAGUCGAUAUUGUAUUGUGUAUAUUGGCCAGCACAACAGAAAUCACACGUAUCGCAAUUUGUUUUCUCUUGUACUCUUAUUAUUAUUAUUAUUAUUAUUAUUAUUAUUAUUACUAUUAUUA
Apis laboriosa (Himalayan honeybee) is the source of this 10621-nucleotide messenger RNA. RefSeq lists its product as uncharacterized. Gene Ontology annotation, molecular function: molecular adaptor activity. Gene Ontology annotation, biological process: signaling. The record is from RefSeq and is a predicted model, not a curated record. Gene Ontology annotation, cellular component: postsynaptic specialization; glutamatergic synapse. The coding region runs from base 4909 to 7935 and encodes 1008 amino acids. NCBI's taxonomy places the organism in Eukaryota, Metazoa, Arthropoda, Insecta, Hymenoptera, Apidae. The transcript is spliced from 14 exons.